AUGGACUCGAGUGAUGAAGAGUGCUUUGAGGAGGGAGUGGAGACGAGAAUUCACCAGCAGAAUAUGACCACUCAGCUGCCGUCGUCGCCUAAUCGUCGAGGACUGCGUAUUCUCCUAUCGCAAUGGCGGAUAUGGGGAGAAUCUGAUCGGCUGGCAAAGACGGGGCCGUCAAAUUUGAAGUCGUCCUCAAUGAGCUCUGAACCUUCGAAGAUAUUUCUUCUUCUGGGUCCUCCCGUCCCUCCUGUGCACCGCGAAGGAGGCGAUAUCCUCGCCAUCGACGGUGCCAUAAAGUCGUGUUCCGGCACCUCCUCUCUCACUAGCUGCGGUGGAAUUCCUCGAGAUUCGAGCAACUUAUGCAGAUCCGACAUCUAUGAGUGGAUAUCGGGUCAUCACCGCUGGCUGACCAAAAUGCAGAUUUUCGUGAAACCCCUCAUAGGAAAAAUGAUCACGGUCGAGAUCAACAGAAAUGAGACCAUCGAUAAAGUGAAGGCCAAGGUUCAAGUCAGCUUUUAG
This is a messenger RNA of Striga asiatica, 513 nucleotides long. NCBI's taxonomy places the organism in Eukaryota, Viridiplantae, Streptophyta, Magnoliopsida, Lamiales, Orobanchaceae. The record is from the annotation of a GenBank genome assembly.